This is a messenger RNA of Salvia splendens (bonfire salvia), 1265 nucleotides long. RefSeq names its product dof zinc finger protein DOF4.6. Bases 16 to 978 code for a protein of 320 amino acids. The transcript is spliced from 2 exons. The record is from RefSeq and is a predicted model, not a curated record. NCBI's taxonomy places the organism in Eukaryota, Viridiplantae, Streptophyta, Magnoliopsida, Lamiales, Lamiaceae. Gene Ontology annotation, molecular function: DNA binding; DNA-binding transcription factor activity. Gene Ontology annotation, biological process: regulation of DNA-templated transcription.
GUUAAAAAAGGUGAAAUGACGAAAGUAGCCUUCCUUUAUCCCGCACUAGCUGCGCUGAGGCAGCAGACUGACUGCAAAAGAAGCAGAAAGCAAACACACAACCGCCAAAUAAAAACAUCUUCAAGUAGCUUUCUUGCUCAAAAGUGGUUGCUUUCCUCUCUUUCAACACAACCCCUCUCUCCUCUCUCUCUCUCAUCUUCCUUUUCUGCUAUGGAUACUGCUCAGUGGCCACAGUCAAUUGGAGUUCCGAAAUCCGCCGCUGUCGAAAUCUCUAACUCAACCUCAAAACCUAACAAUGGCGCUGGGCCUGAGAAGAAGCCGCGGCCGGAGAAGGAGCAAGCUCUCAACUGCCCCAGAUGCAAUUCCACCAACACGAAAUUCUGCUACUACAACAACUACAGCCUCUCCCAGCCUCGCUACUUCUGCAAAACGUGCCGCCGCUACUGGACCGAAGGCGGGUCCCUGAGAAACGUCCCCGUCGGCGGCGGCUCACGCAAGAACAAGCGCUCAUCUCCGCCCCUCGCGAAGAAGCCCGAUUUCACGCCUCAAAACCCUAAGAUUCAGGAAAGCCACGACCUCAAUUUGGCCUACAAUCCCUCCAAUUACAAUGCCAUCCCCGAAUUCGGAACCCUGCAUCAAACCCUAGGAAACCCUAAUUCCGACCGCCACCACCCUAAUCUGCCGCUGAUGGAGCUGCUCAAGUCCGGGGGAGGAGGCCUGAGCUCCUUCAUGUCCGACGACGCCGGAUUCCCCUCCUCGUCGGCGGGAUUUCCGCCGCAGGAUUUCAAGGGGUUUUCAGUGGAUGGGAUCGAUCAGUCGUUUGGAAAUAUGCAGGAGAAUCAGCCGUCGAGAAUUCUGUUCCCUUUUGAGGAAUUGAAGCCGGUUAAUUCGAAUCAUGAUGAGUUUGAGCAGGAGAGAGUGGUGCAAGGUGAGAGUAAUGUUUACUGGAAUGGUAUGCUUGCUGGUGGCUCUUGGUAAAUGAAUGAUCAAAUCAAGAAAAAUGGCUAAAGUUGAAAGCUUUAGUCAUUUUUUCUAAUUACAAUGGUGGUGAGUGAGACUUGUAUCUGAAAUUUGAUUUGAUAUGAAUGAUGAGAAGCUAACAGCAGAUGAUAGGUUUUCCAUGUUCAUAGUUUGCUCUUUUUUUUAAUGAAAUUUCCCACUUGCUUGUUCAGUUGAUGUUGGGUUUCUUCUGCUGUUUGUCAAAAUGUAAUCUGAUUUUUUGCUUUGAUGUUUAGUUUCUAUGAAAAGAUUUUAUUUUUGGGUUA